CCCACUUCCAACCUAGGAGGCUUUUGGUUUCUGCUUUUGUUGUUUUUAAAAUUAAAAGUUAAACCCAGGAAGCAGUGGAUCAGACUUUUGCGUUGCAGUUCGGCACAUGGAUUAAUUGAUGGACAUUACGUUUAUGGAGCUACCUUUUGGUGAACAGUUUCUAAGAAGAAAAAGGGGCCCUUGAAUCAAAGAAGAUGCCUCGAACUAAGCAGAUUCAUCCCAGAAAUCUAAGAGACAAAAUUGAAGAAGCACAAAAAGAACUUAAUGGGGCAGAAGUGUCAAAAAAAGAAAUCUUGGAGGCUGGUAUUAAAGGAACUUCAGAAUCACUUAAAGGUGUGAAACGAAAAAAGAUUGUAGCUGAGAAUCACCUGAAAAAAAUACCCAAAUCCCCUCUGAGAAAUCCUCUUCAGGCAAAACAUAAACAAAAUACGGAAGAGUCAUCUCUUGCUGUUCUUCAGAGUACUUCAGAGUCUCACAAGAAACAGAAUCACAGUCCUGUAAAAAAUGGGAAGCAAUUUACCAAACACAACGGAGAAACACCUGGGAUAAUUACCGAGGCCGCCAAGUCUGAAGAACCUGUCUCCCCAAAGAAGCCCCUGUUCCUGGCGCAUCCAACCGAACUGCGCAGGUGGAGCUCAGAAGGCGCCGACCCCGCCAAGUUCAGUUUCCUCGAUGGGAAAUGUGACUCUAGUUCUUUGUCGAGUAAAACCAGGACUGACCGUAGUGAAUGUAUCUCCUCUAAGUGUAGUCCUCCUUCCUCCUCAUACACAAACACCGCAUUUGAUGUCUUACUGAAAGCAAUGGAGCCAGAACUGAGCACCUUGGCACAAAAGGGCUCAUCUUGUGCAGUUAAGAUAGAAAAACUAAGACCAAAUAAAACUGUACAACCUCCCUCUCAAUUAAAAAACAGCUCAAUAGAUGCCCCAAGUCAGACUUCGCAAGAAUGUGUUUCUGAAUCCCAGUCUUGUACCUCAGGCACAGUGCCUGUGUCUGCCACUCAGACGAGUGAGCCAGCGUCAGCCCAGGCUGUUUCUCAUCCAUAUAAUCAACACGAACACUUUGUUCCUAAAACCAACCAACAGAAUCCACAGCUUCCAGUGUGUUCAGGUUUCACAAGACCGCCGAUGAACCUGCACAGUCAAGAGAACCCCAAUCCUGAACAGGCAUAUCACACAGCAGUGCCAGCAUCUGUAGGUCUGACUGCACCUUCCAGUAGAACUCAGGUUAUUCCUCAAAACCAGCACAUGGAUUCUGCUUCACCUGUGUCCAUCAGCCCGGCCCAUUCUGCACAGUCACUCCCCACACCAGUGUACAGUUCAACGCCUGUCGCCUCAGUUGUGAAUCACAGCGUUGAGCAAAUGUGCAAUCUUCUUCUGAAAGAUCAGAAGCAAAAAAAACAAGGAAAAUAUAUUUGCGAGUAUUGCAAUAGAGCAUGUGCAAAGCCAAGUGUACUUCUGAAGCAUAUCCGCUCCCACACUGGGGAGCGGCCCUAUCCCUGUGUGACCUGUGGAUUUUCAUUUAAGACUAAAAGUAAUCUGUACAAGCACAAAAAAUCCCACGCACAUACUAUCAAGCUGGGCCUCGUCUUGCAGCCGGAUGCUGGUGGUUUGUUCCUGUCGCACGAGUCCCCCAAAGCACUUAGUAUCCACUCAGACGCAGAAGACAGCGGGGAGAGCGAUGAUGAGAGCGCUGCUGAUGACAGGCAGAAUGACCCGGGCUCCGUGGACCUGCAGCCUGGACAGAUAAUGAAAAUGAUUUCAAAUUCUGCCGCUUUACCCCAAUCAACUUCCAUUCCAAGCAAUCCAGAUCAUGUGGUAGGUGACGUUUUACAGGACAAAUCUUCAGAAUCACAAGCUAUGACAGAGUUACCAAAAGUCGUGGUCCACCCUGUCAAUGUGACCCCUUUAAGAGUGGACAGCCCAAAGUUUACGGAUUCUAAGCUUGAACCUUCUAGUGCACAGAAACAGAAGGACCUUCAGGUUACCAGUGUGCUGUCACAUUCAGCCUGGACGUCCUCCCUAGAGACUGAUGAAAGGUCCCAUCAGAAAGGGAACACGAGCCAGCCAGAGGCAAAACAAGACUCCUCUCAUGUAGGAACAGUACAUGCCCAGCUACAAAGGCAGCAGGCUACUGAUUACUCCCAAGAGCAACAAGGAAAACUUCUGAGUCCUCGAAGUUUAGGAAGUACAGAUUCUGGUUACUUUUCACGUUCCGAAAGUGCUGAUCAAACAGUGAGCCCACCAGCUCCUUUUGCCAGAACAUUACCCACUAUGGAACAAGACUCAAAUAAGAAUAUUGGGCCCUCCACACCUCGUAUCAAUACACCAGCACCUUCUACAUUGCCAACAGGUGAAAAAGCAUUGCUUUUACCAGGUCAGAUGCGCCCACCUUUGGCAACAAAAACACUUGAAGAACGGAUAUCAAAGCUUAUCUCAGACAAUGAAGCCCUGGUAGAUGACAAGCAACUGGACAGUGUGAAGCCACGGAGAACCUCUCUUUCACGACGAGGAAGUAUUGAUUCCCCCAAAUCCUACAUAUUUAAGGAUUCUUUCCAGUUUGAUUUAAAACCAAUGGGACGGAGAACAAGUUCAAGCUCUGAUAUACCAAAGUCCCCUUUCACCCCCACUGAGAAGUCAAAGCAGGUGUUUCUUCUCUCCGUACCUUCCCUUGACUGUUUACCUAUUACAAGAAGUAAUUCUAUGCCUACCACAGGUUAUUCAGCAGUACCUGCGAACAUAAUACCUCCCCCCCACCCACUGAGAGGAAGUCAGUCCUUUGAUGACAAAAUCGGCGCUCUCUAUGAUGAUGUCUUUGUAUCAGGACCUAACACUUCUGUGCCCCAAAGUGGACAUCCCCGUACCCUCGUCAGACAAGCAGCAGUCGAAGACUCUUCCACAGGUGAAAACCAUGUCCUCGGUACUGGACAGUCCUUGGACGAGAGCUAUCAAGGAUGCAGUGCCACUAGCGAAAUGGCCACGAGGAACAGGUCAUUGGCACCAGGCUCACAUGUAGAGAAAAAGAAGUCUCAUCAAGGGCGGGGGACAAUGUUUGAGUGUGAAACUUGUAGAAACAGGUAUAGAAAACUGGAAAAUUUCGAAAACCAUAAGAAAUUUUACUGUUCAGAGUUACAUGGACCAAAAACAAAGGUAGCUGUGAGGGAACCGGAACACAGCCCCAUGCCUAGCAGUACACAACCCCAGAUUCUGCACUACAGAGUGGCUGGUUCCACGGGGACCUGGGAACAGACGCCCCAGAUAAGGAAAAGGAGGAAGAUGAAAAGCGUUGGAGACGAUGAUGAAGUUCAGCAGAACGAAAGCGGAGCUUCUCCGAAAAGCUCCGAAGGACUUCCGUUUCAGAAUACUAUGGGCUCUGCUUCCAGUUUGCCUAAACACAGUGUUGUCAUCACAAGUGACCAGCAGCAUCAAAAUACGCAGUUGCAAAACGCCCAAAUUCAGCUUGUUGCACGAGGCCCCGAGCAGACCGUGGAUCCAAAGCUGUCCACCAUCGUGGAGCAACAGGUCGGCUCCGCGGCCCAGGACAAGAUGGAGUCGAAGAGACAUGGAGCUGGGAUCUCGGUUAUCCAGCACACCAACUCACUGAGCAGACCCGGCUCGUUUGACAAGCUCGAGUCCUUUGAAAGAGGCCCUCCCGCUGCUUUUCAGGAGCUGAGUAGAACAGUGAAGCUCGGGCCCCUGAAAGUGAUCGGGAUUUCCCCAGAGGAAUGUCACCCUGCUCGGAACACGUUUCAUCCUCAGCAGCCUGCACUCUCAGAUGUUCUUCGAGCAGAACUUCAGGAAGGUUCAAGAAAGUUCUCAAGUGAACGGCAUGUGUUAGGACAGCCCUCAAGGCUUGUUCGGCAACACAGCAUCCAAGUCCCAGAAAUUCUGGUCACAGAAGAGCCAGAUCGGGACCUUGGAAGCCAAGGACCCGAUCAGGAAAAAUCAGAGAAGUUCAGUUGGCCUCAGCGUAGCGAAACGCUGUCCAAAUUGCCGACAGAGAAACUGCCACCCAAAAAGAAGAGGCUCCGUCUUGCCGAGAUAGAGCAUUCCUCAACUGAGUCAAGUUUUGAUUCCACACUCUCCAGGAGUCUAAGUAAGGAGAGCAGCCUAUCUCAUACCUCCAGUUUCUCAGCCUCAUUAGAUGUAGAGGAUGUUUCUAAACCGGAGGCUUCCCCCAAAAUCGCUUUUCUCAAUAAAACAGAGUUUCUCUUGAUCCCAGCUGGCUCUAAUGCACUAAACAUUCCCGGAACACACCGGGAAAUGAGGCGCGCUGCCUCCGAACAGAUCAGCUGCGUGCAGACGUCCAUGGAGGUCUCUGAUGUCAGAAGUAAGUCAUUUGACUGUGGAAGCAUAACUCCACCUCAGACAACGCCACUUGUUGACUUGCAGCCUCCAACGUCCCCUUCUGGCAUGGGGGUGACCGGGCACGUGCCUCUCUUGGAGAGAAGGAGAGGCCCACUGAUACGGCAGAUAUCUUUAAACAUAGCUCCAGAGAGUCACAUGUCUGCUGGGAACCUGUCAUCUUUCCAAACGAUUGCUCUUCCUGGUGUGAGUGCACUGCCAUUGCAGGGGCCUCCGCUCACUAAUGUGUCCUUAGCUGAGUUUCCUGCGAACACUAUGCACUCCCAGACCCAGGUGAGGGAUCUGCAAACAGAAACUUCAGAUUCCAACUCUGCUAACAUCUUUCCUGUUCAACAGCUCUUUGGUAUUAAUGUGUUAAAUCAAAUCCAUGCACCCCUUAGCCACCAUAACACACAGAUGUCUCUGCAAAUGUCUACACAGAGUGUCAAACCAGAUGCAAAUACCAGUGUGUGUGUAUCUUCUAACAGUGAGGAUCGCUUUGCUCCCAAGUACCAACUGCAGUGUCAGGUUUUCACUUCAAGCCAGUCUUGCUCUUCUAACCCUGUACAUUCUUUGCCAAAGCCAGUUCUUUCAGAUCCAGUUGGAGCUGACCAUCAUAUGACUUCACUAGCAUUAGCAACCAGACAAGUAGAUGCCAUGUCCAGUUCAUGUCCUCCACCGCCACCAAAGCUCGGGCCCCUCGGUGGUCAGGUGCAGAAGGUGCCGACAUCGUUUGCACUGCCCGUGUCUCUGCAGAGUAAUGUUCCAGGGUACUGCUUUGCCACGGUCACACCUCUGCCACAGAUCCUUGUGACCCAAGAUCUGUCCAGUCAGCCCGUUUGCCAGCCUAAUCAUAGUGUGGUGCCAAUCAGUGAAGAACAAAAUUGUCUGCCAAAAUUGCAAAAAGUUCACCAGAAUGCUUUGCCAAACCCAGAGGAAAAACUUGUUUGCGAAAAUGUUUUUUCAGAGAUGGGCCAAAAUUCUUCUCUGUCAGAAUCCUUGCCCGGACCCCAGAAAAUGUCUAUUGGUAGACUUUCCCCCCAACAGGAACCUUCAGCUACAAGUAAAAGGAUGCUUUCCCCAGCAAACAGUUUGGACAUUGCCAUGGAAAAGCAUCAAAAGCGAGCCAAAGAUGAAAAUGGAGCUGUUUGUGCAACAGAUAUCAGACCAUUCGAACCACUGAAUUCAAGAGCGAAUGAAGUCAAUAAACAGAAGAAACCUGUUUUAGUGAGGCAGGUCUGUACUACUGAGCCCCUUGAAGUGGUGACAUUGGAACAAGAUACUUUUUCUCAACCUGAAAUUAAUAGUGAGGUGGUUAAUUUCACAGAUGUUUUACCAGCUGAUAAUGUAUCAUCAGGACACUCUGAGUCUGUGGUUGUAAAACCUAUAAAAGAGUUGCAAGAAUUUGAAAACAUCAAAUCAUCCACAUCGCUUACUCCUACAGCUAGAAAUUCGCCUGUCCCUUCAGAAAAUACCCACAUUUCUCCUUUGCAAAGGGUAGAUGAUAACCAAGAAAGGAAUUCUCUGGAGGUGAAAAAUCAAGGUGACACAUUGUGCAUCCAAGAACAAAGUCAACCUACAACCACCGCUCUUUCGGCGUCGGAUGCUGGAGACGGGCCGCAGCUGUCUUUCCCCAGCCUGAAGACCACGACCAGCUUUACGUGGUGUUAUCUCCUCAGACAGAGAACCUUACACGUGCCUCAGGAUGAUCAGAAAACUUCCGCCUACACUGACUGGACAGUCAGCGCCAGCAAUCCAAAUCCACUUGGUUUGCCUACAAAAGUUGCUCUUUCCCUCCUUAAUUCAAAACAGAAGAUUGAAAAAUCACUAUAUUGUCAAGCAAUAGCCACCCAUUCCAAAUCAGAUUUAUUGGUCUAUUCAAGCAAGUGGAAAAGCAACUUAAGCAAGAGAGCAUUAGGUAAUCAAAAGUCCACAGUAGUUGAAUUCAGCAAUAAAGAUGCCUCUGAAAUUAACAGUGAGCAAGAUAAAGAAAAUUCCUUAAUCAAAAGUGAACCAAGAAGAAUUAAAAUAUUUGAUGGAGGAUAUAAAUCAAAUGAAGAGUAUGUAUAUGUCCGAGGCAGGGGAAGAGGAAAGUACAUUUGUGAAGAAUGUGGAAUACGUUGUAAGAAACCUAGUAUGUUAAAGAAACACAUACGAACCCACACAGAUGUCCGCCCCUACCACUGCACUUACUGUAACUUCUCCUUUAAGACGAAAGGAAAUCUGACAAAACACAUGAAGUCCAAGACACAUAGCAAGAAAUGUGUGGAUUUAGGCGUCUCAGUAGGUUUAAUAGAUGAACAAGAUACAGAAGAAUCAGAUGAUAGACAAAGAUUCAGUUACGAGAGGUCUGGGUACGAUCUUGAAGAAUCUGAUGGCCCAGAUGAGGAUGAUAAUGAAAAUGAAGAUGAUGAUGAAGACAGCCAGGCUGAAUCGGUUCUGUCGGCAGCUCCCUCUGUUACGGCCAGUCCUCAGCAUCUCCCAUCCAGAAGUAGCCUUCAGGACUGUGUGAGUGCUGAUGAGGACAUCAGGAUCACCGAUUGCUUUUCUGGGGUACACACAGACCCAAUGGAUGUUCUGCCGAGAGCGUUGCCCACCAAGAUGACCGUCCUUAGCACAGUGCAGUCAGACUACAGUAGGAAGACAGAGUCCCCCGUGAGGACCAGGCAGCAUGCUUCAAAAGGUGAAGAUGAGGCAGCUACUCCUGUAGACUCUUCGCGGUCACCUGAAACUGGACCCAGAUCUCCAUGUCAUCAAAUGUCUGUGGACUACCCUGAAUCAGACGAAAUUCUGAGAGGUUCUGUGGCAGGAAGGGCUGUUGCUUUAACACAGAGCACGUCCUCUGCCAGGCGUCCUCCGGCGGCUGAGCACAGCCUGCAGGCCGCCGCCGCCCCCGGGGCCUCUCCUCAGCCCGACACGAAGGAACGGAAGCAGCCGCCCGCUCUCCCAGCGACUCCAGGCCUGUCUUCUUCCCAGACUCGCUUGUUUAGCCACCUCCCUCUGCAUUCCCAGCAGCAGUCAAGGACACCCUACAACAUGGUUCCGGUCGGGGGGAUCCACGUGGUACCUGCCGGCCUCACGUACUCCACAUUUGUACCCAUUCAAGCUGGGCCCAUGCAGUUCACGAUUCCUGCCGUCAACGUCAUCCGCAGAACUGUGGGCGCUCCUGGGGAUCCCAUCACGGAGGCCUCCGGCACCACCCACCCCGCCGCAGCGGCUGAAUUGAGCAGCGUCGUGCCGUGCAUCCCCAUUGGGCAGAUCCGGGUGCCGGGCCUGCAGAACCUCGGGGCGCCGGGCGUGCAGUCCCUGCCGGCCCUGAGCGUGGACGCCGUCAACAUCGUAGGCCUCGCCAACGCCAGCAUCGCCCCGCAAGUGCACCCGCCGGGGCUGGCGCUCAACGCCGUGGGACUGCAGGUUUUGACUGCAAACCCCUCGUCACAGGGCAGCGCCACCCCCCAGGCGCACGUCCCCGGCCUGCAGAUCUUGAACAUAGCGUUGCCGACUUUAAUCCCCUCGGUCAGCCAGGUCCCCGUGGACGCACAGGGAGCUUCCGAAACGCUGGCUUCCCAGAGCAGAGCACAGGAGGCGCACCCCAAGCCGACUGCUGUCGCCAGUGGGAACCUGGGCAGCAGGACCGCGUCUCCUCAGGGCUCACUUCAAGUCCAGCGGGAAAAUGCAAAAAAAGUGCUCGAUCCACCUGCCCCUGCGAGAGACCACGCAAGGCUGGACGGCGCGAGCAAAAUGGACACAGGAAAGGCUGCCCCCGCCCAUCAGGUGAAGCCUGCACACCGGCUCCCUUCCAUCCAGGGCAAAGCAGCGCCCGCAGCAGAGUUCCCGUGCUCUCCAGACCGGCAGGUGCGCAGGCCGCCCCCGCUGCCCCGCAGGCAGGCCGCCGCGCAGUUCAGCGACGUGAGCAGCGACGACGACGAGGACAGGCUUGUGAUAGCGACCUAGUGCUUGUUCCGUUGUUUCUGCGGCGCUCACAGGUUUCUUUGAGAACCCUUCUCCCCUAAAGCACAUUUUUCUGACAUAAACUCAUGACUAAUCUCUGUGCAAUCAUGAACUUUGACCAAUAAUUGUUGUUUUGUGUCCGCUCCAGCCAUUUUUGUACAUGUUGUAUAGACA
This is a messenger RNA of Molossus molossus (Pallas's mastiff bat), 8465 nucleotides long. It is a transcript of the gene HIVEP1, whose product is annotated as HIVEP zinc finger 1. Gene Ontology annotation, biological process: regulation of transcription by RNA polymerase II. The coding region runs from base 195 to 8294 and encodes 2699 amino acids. The transcript has 9 exons. NCBI's taxonomy places the organism in Eukaryota, Metazoa, Chordata, Mammalia, Chiroptera, Molossidae. Gene Ontology annotation, molecular function: RNA polymerase II cis-regulatory region sequence-specific DNA binding; DNA-binding transcription factor activity, RNA polymerase II-specific. Gene Ontology annotation, cellular component: nucleus. The record is from RefSeq and is a predicted model, not a curated record.